Octopus sinensis (East Asian common octopus) is the source of this 967-nucleotide messenger RNA. Its product is annotated as complement component 1 Q subcomponent-binding protein, mitochondrial-like. Gene Ontology annotation, biological process: cytosolic ribosome assembly. The transcript is spliced from 3 exons. Bases 1 to 921 code for a protein of 306 amino acids. NCBI's taxonomy places the organism in Eukaryota, Metazoa, Mollusca, Cephalopoda, Octopoda, Octopodidae. The record is from RefSeq and is a predicted model, not a curated record. Gene Ontology annotation, cellular component: mitochondrial matrix.
AUGAUAAAUAUCUUGAAAAUAUUGAACCCGGUGGAUAAAGAUGAUUUUAGUAAUCAUGAAUUUACCGAAAUAGAUGAAAUUGAAGAUUACCUUAAUAUUGCUGGAGAUUCUUUCCCACAAAAUUAUGACGAUGAAGAUACUUAUAAUGACGAAUCUCAUGUGAAUUCAGAAGAGGCUUUGAAAAUAUUUAUUUUUAAAAUUAUUAAGCACGCCACAUUGUUAAUGUUUUCCUCUAUUGUACGCCGACUGCCCAAAUUAAGGCCUCAGAUAAUUCCAAAAUUGUCCAAUUUAACUCAAUCUGUCCGUUUAAUGUCAACCACAAAAAAUCCAACCAACUCAAACCAAUUUUUAUCUUUAAUAAAAGAGAAAAUAAGAUAUGAGAAAGACAGUAUGGAUAAUGAACCCAUUUCCUUUCCCGGAUUUGAAGUGACUCUUAAAGGAUCCUACGUGGAACUGUCAAAAAACCACGAAUCGGAGCAAAUUACAGUCAGUUUUCACGUGAAUGACAGCAUUGAGUCAGAUUACGAUACACAAGAAGACGAGACCGAGAAUUCACAAUUCAAGUUACAAAUAAAGCUAACAGAAAAAUGUUAUUGCAAUGCAAUUUUGAUGACAAUAUCGAAGAAAGUGAACAACCAAAUGGUUGUGGGUUUCAAUUCAUGCUUAGUCGGAUUUGUGAUCGAGUCAGUGGCUUUUAACAAGAGCGGAGAUCUCACAGACAUGGACUAUCAAUUUUUUGACUGUUCUAAUCAACUUGAUAGUGAUAUAUACGAUUAUUUGAUGGAUUUUCUUGAAGCUCGGGGAAUUGGAUCUGAUUUUGCUAGUUUGUUGUGUGACUUUUCGACAAAAUAUGAACAUGGUUUAUACACCAAGUUCUUGGGGGAUAUGUAUGGCUUUAUGGACGAUUGUGAACGUCCUUGAUUGAUACUUUGUGGCUGUCUUUGUUUGACUAUUACUUUAUCUAUUU